AUGGCAGUGAAUUAUGCGGCCACUGAAUCUCAGCACGCGCUGUUUGCUCAUGCGCAGGCACAUGCCCAAGCUCAGGCACAGGCUCAAGCGCAGGCCCAAGCUCACGCGCAGGUGCAGGCUCAGGCACAGGUUCAAGCACAGGCAAAUGCGGCUAGAGCGCAUCUGAAGAAUGCCCAGGAGCAAGAGCUAAUCCGCUUUCGCAAUUUCCGGCCACUGCUCGAUGUCAGCGUCGAUGUCGUCGACUUUUACCGCAAGUGCCAUCCCGAGUUUUAUUACGAAAGCGCCCGCCGUCCGCGCCGUGUACUGACGCAACCAUCCGAGGGCGUCAACAAUGAAGGUUUUGACAACGAGCACUUUGACUACAUACUCUAUGUCAACGAUGUAAUUGGUGAUACGGAUGGCCACCAGUACUUGAUCAUGGAGAUGCUGGGCAGUGGCACGUUCGGGCAGGUAGUCAAGUGCCAGAACAUUAAGACCGGCGAGCUCGUUGCGGUCAAGGUCAUAAAAAACAAGCUGGCAUACUACAAACAAAGUCUGAUGGAGGUGCAGAUGCUCGACCUGCUCAACAAGAAGUAUGACGUCGACGACAAACAUCAUAUCCUGCGACUCAAGGAGUCAUUUGUGUUCCGCAGCCACUUAGUAUUUGUCAACGAGCUGCUAUCGCUCAAUUUGUACGACCUCCUCAAGCAAAACCAGUACCAGGGCUUGUCGACCAACCUCGUCCGCGUUCUGGUCCAGCAGAUCCUCGACGCAAUGAUUAUCAUGAGCCAGGCGCAGAUUAUCCACGCGGAUCUCAAGCCCGAGAACAUUCUGCUCGAGGGUACAGAGAAGCCCGUAGUGAAGGUCAUUGACUUUGGCUCGGCUUGCUUUGAGUGGCAAACCACGUUUACCUACAUACAGUCGCGGUUCUAUCGGGCGCCCGAGAUCUUACUGGGCCUGCCUUACUCGUCGCGCAUCGACAUGUGGUCACUCGGGUGCAUUGUGGCCGAGCUCUACUUGGGUUUACCGGUGUUCCCAGGCUCUUCCGAAUACAACCAGCUGUGGCGCAUCGUCGACCUGCUGGGCAUGCCACCGAUCAACAUGUUGGAGAAGGGCCGGCGGACUGAGGAGUUUUUCAACCGCCUUAAUAACGGAUCUUGGGAUAUCAAGACCAUGGCCCAGUUCGCCAGCGAGCGCAAUAUUGAAGAAAAGCAAUCGAAGCGCUACUUUGCAGCCCGCACGCUCGAGGAGCUGGUUGCCACGUACCCGGUCCGCCGCAAGAUGAACGACACCGAGCAGCAGCGCGAGUACCAGUCGCGUAUUGCGCUUACCGAUUUUUUGCGCGGCCUGCUCCACCUCGAUCCCGAGAAGCGCUGGUCGCCACAGCAGGCUAUCAUGCACCCCUUUAUCACUGGCGAGCCCUUCAAUGCGCCGUAUGUGCCA
Kickxella alabastrina is the source of this 1422-nucleotide messenger RNA. Its product is annotated as kinase-like domain-containing protein. The record is from RefSeq and is a predicted model, not a curated record. Gene Ontology annotation, molecular function: protein tyrosine kinase activity; protein serine/threonine kinase activity; ATP binding. Gene Ontology annotation, cellular component: cytoplasm; nucleus. The transcript has a single exon. NCBI's taxonomy places the organism in Eukaryota, Fungi, Kickxellomycota, Kickxellomycetes, Kickxellales, Kickxellaceae. Gene Ontology annotation, biological process: peptidyl-serine phosphorylation; peptidyl-threonine phosphorylation. The annotation marks the transcript as partial.